AUAUGGCGUAUCAAGUACGUCAGCCUUUUCGGGCCUAAACCAGUUGACGCCAUCGCCGAGUCGAAACCCUGCUGCGAUGGAGGCGGCCGAGGCGGCGGCGGCGGCGACCGCCGCCGCGGAGGGAGAGGACAGGAGCGGCGGCACGAAGGGCAGCUGGUACGCGGUGGGGCAGCGAGCGGUGCUGGUGCCGUACCUGCGGGAGCACGUGCCGCGGUACCACGAGUGGAUGCAGGACCCGGCGCUGCUGGAGGCCACCGCGUCGGAGCCCCUCUCCCUCGCCCAGGAGUUCGACGUCCACCGCUCCUGGACCCUCGACCCCCUCAAGCAUACGUUCAUAGUGUUGGACAAGGAGUUGAUCGAGGGAGAGUUCGUGCCUGGCAACCCGCACACUGAAGCUAUGGUUGGUGAUGUGAACAUAUAUAUGAAUGACCCUGAUGAUUUGCAGCUUGCGGAGAUAGAGAUUAUGAUAGCUGAACAUAAGAGCCGUGGAAAGGGAAUCGGUCAAGAAGCAAUCUUACUGAUGAUGGCAUUUGCAGUAGAAAAGUAUGGGAUUCACACUUUCAGAGCAAAAAUUAGUGAAUCAAAUACGGCAUCCCUUAUACUCUUCAGGAAAUUGGGCUUCAGGGACGCUUCAUACAGUGCAGUUUUUAAGGAGGUCACACUGGAGGCACCUGCUGAUGCACUCCCGUUGAGAUUUCCUCUAACCUUAGGAGAUUGGUAACAUCUGAUGUGCCCCAAGGUGGCUUCUAAUUACCAAGUGGCAUUAAUGGAUUUCAUGGAGCGGAGCUACUGUCGUGCAACCGGCGUGACAAACUGAGUAACUGACUAUGUAUUCUCUGCCCAAGAAUUGUCUGGGGUGAUGUAUCUUGAAAUAGAAUAACAGCGCCCAACGAUUGUUAAACAGUUGAUGCUGCGUGAGGUAGCAUAUGUAGAGAGCUUCCCCUAUGGUCUGAUGUGUUGAAAAUAAACAUUGCGAGCUCGAACUGAAUGGCAUUCGUGGCAACAUGGGACAGGUUGCAGUAGUCUGCAGGAA
Phragmites australis (common reed) is the source of this 1033-nucleotide messenger RNA. Its product is annotated as GCN5-related N-acetyltransferase 9-like. The transcript has 6 exons. Gene Ontology annotation, biological process: protein acetylation. The record is from RefSeq and is a predicted model, not a curated record. NCBI's taxonomy places the organism in Eukaryota, Viridiplantae, Streptophyta, Magnoliopsida, Poales, Poaceae. Bases 77 to 721 code for a protein of 214 amino acids. Gene Ontology annotation, molecular function: N-acetyltransferase activity.